Messenger RNA from Bufo gargarizans (Asiatic toad), 2713 nucleotides. RefSeq names its product unc-93 homolog A (gene UNC93A). NCBI's taxonomy places the organism in Eukaryota, Metazoa, Chordata, Amphibia, Anura, Bufonidae. Bases 142 to 1473 code for a protein of 443 amino acids. The record is from RefSeq and is a predicted model, not a curated record. The transcript has 9 exons.
CUGAGAUAGUUAUACAUAUUAUUUGACAACUGCUGACCAUUAUUUAGAGUGUAAUACACAGACCAAGAAUCCAGUCAGGAAUUAUCUCAUCACUUACAAGACUGACAAUACAUCAUAACCUGAAAAAAUAAAGGCUACAGAAUGCAAUGUUCAAACCUCAAAAACAUUCUUGUUUUGUCAUUUGGAAUCCUGCUUCUAUAUACUGCUUAUAUGGGGCUUCAGACUCUGCAGAGCAGUCUAAAUAGGAUAGAAGGACUUGGUGUUGCAUCACUCAGUGUAAUGUAUGUGUCCCUCAGCCUCUCUUCACUACUGUUACCUCCCCUUUUGAUAAAGAAAAUUGGAUGCAAAUGGACAAUUGUAGCAUCAAUGUUUUGCUUCAUCUCCUACAGUCUUUGCAACUUCUACUCAAGCUGGCCUACACUUAUAAUUUCCUCUAUACUGGUUGGACUAGGAGGUGGACCUCUGUGGGCUAGCAAGAGCACAUAUAUAACAAUAAUUGGAACAAAAUAUGCAGAAUCUUGUGGCAAAUUGGCAAAAGAUGUUGUGAACCAGUAUUUUGGGAUAUUCUUUCUAAUUUGCCAAACUUGCCGUGUAUGGGGAAAUCUUAUUUCUUCUUUGAUAUUUCAUCUAACACCAAAUGCAGGUCUGUAUGCACCAAAUCAAACUAUAUGUGGAGCAGGGGACUGUCCAGUUGAGUUGACUCAAAGUGGAAAUAGUACAUCUGGUCGGCCAUCAAACACAGUGAUAUAUAUUCUUCUUGGAUCUUAUACUGGGUGUGGAGUGUUAGCUGUGUUAAUAAUAAUCAUAUUUUUGGAUCAAAUACAAGAAGACAGAGUUGCAAAAGAAGUAAACUGUUGUUCCACGCUGCUUUCAGCAUUUAAACAUCUCCGUGAUAAACGUCAGUGUUUUCUUAUCCCACUCACUAUGUUUAGUGGUUUUGAACAAGGUUUUAUUGCCAGCGACUUCACUAAGUCUUAUGUAACCUGCAUCUUGGGAUUAAAAUAUGUGGGUUUCGUAAUUAUAUGUUUUGGUGUUACAAAUUCAAUAUGUGCAGCUAUAUUUGGCAAACUUGUUCAGUAUACUGGGAGAAUUCCUUUGUUUUUACUUGGAGCAGCUAUUAAUAUUGGAUGUAUUAUUGGCUUCUUGAUCUGGAAACCAGCAACUGGCAAUUUUGCAGUGUUUUUUGUAAUGUCUGGGCUAUGGGGCAUUGCAGAUGCAGUGUGGCAGACACUAUUAAGCUCCUUUUAUGGUGUAUUGUUUGAAAAGAAUAAGGAAGCAGCCUUUGCCAAUUUCUCCCUUUGGGAAUCCAUUGGAUUUGCUAUUGCAUUUGGAUAUAGCUCAUUUUUAUGUGUGUAUGUUAAACUCUACAUAUUAAUGUGUGUUGUUGUGGUGGGAAUUUUGCUAUAUGGAGCUGUGGAAUAUCUAGAACACAGAAAUACAUCUAGAACAAGUGAAGCAGGACCCAAAGAUUAACAUCACGUGUAGCCUGGACGAUGGAGUCACACAGAAAAUUAAUAUUGCUCUUCCUUGGGUCUGUUGUUUUUCAAUGCACCAUAUACUGUAUCCUUUGGCCAAAAUUUCAGAACCUUGAGGUGACUUGAAAUAUGCUGUGAAUUUUAGUUUAAGACAUCAUUUAUAAAACUAAAUUUUAGUUUACUUGUAUACAGUUUUUUUCCAUAUAAAUGCGAUAACUGAGUCCAUGUAGAUUAUAAGCCCUCACGGGCAGGGUCCUCUCUCUUUCUGUACCAGUUUGUAACUCGUCUUGUUCAUUGUCUGUAUUAUGUAUAUAUACCCAUUUUCAUAUGUGCAGCGCUAUGGAAUGAAUGGUGCUUUAAUAAUAAAUAAUGAUAAUGAGUCAUGUGACAUUACAUGUCUGCUAUUAGUACUGGAAGCUUAACCGAGCCUCUAGGUCAUGCUGUGUUAUUUAAAUGUUGCAACCAUUUCAGGUUAUGGGGAUAUUUACUAAUAUCCAUUGCACUAUUAAUGGUAGUGCUAUAUGUAACGCCCCAGAGGUGCAUUACCACCUUUGCACCUCGCUACUAUCUCCUAUGGUUAACUUAAUGUCAUCAUAUGUAUUCAUUUCCCGGUCUUGCAAAAUGUGCAUUCAUAUUUACUGUUAUUUAACUGUUCAAGUGUAAUAUGCCUGGUUCACCAGCAAAUGGCGGCAUACAUGGUAGAGCUAUUUUAUAUAGAAUAGAACCCUUAUUUCCAUUCUAGUGCGCUCUCUAAGAGAGGGAGGAGUUUAGCUAGUUAGAGAAGAAAAAGUUCAGCUUACCCCCUUCUAGGGGAAAGUUCAGCUUACCCCCUUCUAGAUGAAGGUUCAGCUUACCCCCUUCUAGAGAAUGGUUCAACUUACCCCAUUCUGGAAGAAGGUUUAGCUUACCCCCUGCUAGGAGAAGGCUGUCUCUAAGCUAGCCAGAGUAACUUGAGCUCUGCUGGACAGGGAGGCCAAAACUUGGAGCCUCUGAAGCCAGGAAUAAAGUUCCAUGACAAAGCUAGAGACAGGCCAGCCUACCAAGUAAAGUGCAGCCUAAAGAAGAAGCUGAUUUCCUUAGCCAGCCUGUCAGUACAGCAGAGCCAGAGAGCAACAGAUGUAGUAGAGCCAAGUGAUUUGCCUGCUAGCAUUUAUGCCAAAGCCUGCUGGUAACCAAGACAAAGUUGGAAGAUUGUUUCUUAUGAAUGUUUACCAAAGUAAAGCUGCUGUUCAACGUUA